AUGCUUAAAGCAAGCGCCAUUAAUAUACUAGAUCUUCAGGCUGAGCAGGUAAACAGCUGGCUGCAAAGCUUUGACACAAUUAUCAGCGACUGUGACGCUACGCUGUGGCACGAUGACACGGCCAUUGAGGGCGCCGCUGAUGUGCUGAAUGCAUUGCAAACGCGCGCCGGCAAACGGGUCUAUCUAAUUACAAACAAUGGCCUGAAGACGCGUCACGAAUUAUUACAGCGAGCCGAACGCCUAAACUUCCAGUUACCCGAUGAGACGCACAUCAUAUCGCCAACGCAGACAAUUGUGGAUUAUCUGAGGCAGCUCAAGACAUUCGACAGCACACGACACAGCGUUUAUGUGGUCGGCAAUGCGGCUAUUGCCAGGGAACUGAACGAAGCAGGCAUCAAGAGUUUUGGCGCGGGUAAAGCGGAGAAGCUUGAACAGGACGACAGGUGGGAAGAGUUUGUGCAGAGGGAGUUUGGCCAGUCCGCAGCUGCUGUUGCCAAUGUGGGCGCCGUUGUUGUUGGCUGGGACGAGUAUUUCAGCUAUUGCAAAAUUGCGAGAGCCUGUCACAUUCUGUGUAGCAAUCCGGACUGCGCCUUUCUCGUUACAAACAAGGAUGCGGUCCACAAAUAUCCAAACGUUUGUAUUCCCGGCACAGGCGCCUUUGUUGCAAGCAUUGAGGCUUGUGCGGAGCGCAUGGCUACGGAAAUGGGCAAGCCAAAUCCAUUAGUGCUGCAACCGUUGCUCGAUGCUGAUGUCUUGCAGCCGAUUCGGACGCUUAUGAUUGGGGAUUGCUGCAAAAUUGACGUCACCUUUGCCAGAAACUGUAAUCUGCAAUCGCUGCUGGUGGGAACGGGUAGCUAUCAACUGGAAACGUUGCGUGAAAACCCCCAUCUGCCCAUGCCAGACUUUUAUUUACCGACAUUAGGCAGUCUUUUGCCAUAUAUUUAGGAUUGUUGCAUAUCAAUAAAGCGAUCGGACUAAACUACAAAAUGUUACCAUAUCAUAAGCACCAAAUAUAUAUCUUAUCUACGUAUC
Molecule: messenger RNA, 1032 nt
Organism: Drosophila grimshawi
Lineage: Eukaryota; Metazoa; Arthropoda; Insecta; Diptera; Drosophilidae
Product: glycerol-3-phosphate phosphatase
Exons: 3
Coding region: 1-945 (314 amino acids)
Cellular component (GO): cytoplasm
Molecular function (GO): phosphatase activity
Source: RefSeq, a predicted model, not a curated record